This is a messenger RNA of Erigeron canadensis, 1001 nucleotides long. Its product is annotated as DNA-directed RNA polymerase I subunit RPA12-like. Gene Ontology annotation, biological process: DNA-templated transcription; termination of RNA polymerase I transcription. Gene Ontology annotation, cellular component: RNA polymerase I complex. The transcript is spliced from 7 exons. NCBI's taxonomy places the organism in Eukaryota, Viridiplantae, Streptophyta, Magnoliopsida, Asterales, Asteraceae. The record is from RefSeq and is a predicted model, not a curated record. Gene Ontology annotation, molecular function: zinc ion binding; DNA-directed RNA polymerase activity; nucleic acid binding. The coding region runs from base 300 to 674 and encodes 124 amino acids.
AUUUUUAAUUUGAACAAACCCAACUAAACAAUAAACCCUAUUAACCCAACAACCGUCCCCUCUCUCCCAAACACCACCCAACAGGCCAACAGCCGCCACCUCCCUCCCCAACACCACCCGACAGCCACCCUAUUGAUGUGGGUUUGUCAAUUAAACCAACUACCUUAAAAGACAGAUUUAAUAGGAAAGAGCAACCAGCUAAGUAAGUUUCUUUAAAGCUUCGGCGGUGAGUUUUUGUUCGACACCAACACACCUCCCGCCAACAACUAAUUGCUCGGGAGGAAUUUGGUUUUGGAUUGAUGGAUACAAAAAUAAUGGAUAGCGUACACCAAAAUGAUUUCUUGUUUUGUGAGAUAUGUGGAAGCAUGCUUACUUUUGAUUCCAAAAAGUAUGUUCAUUGCCAACUUUGCAAGUUCAAAACGAAGACCAAAGAUAUCAUUGGAAAGGAAAUAACAUAUACAGUGAGUGAAGAGCAAAUUAGAAGAGAUCUGGGGUUGUCCUCGAUCGAGAUUUCUGGAGAAAGAACGAGAUCAACGGAUUAUAAUGUAACGUGUCCAAAGUGUUCAAACAAGGGGGUAUACUAUCACACACAACAGACCAGAUCUGCUGAUGAAGGUCAGACCAUGUUUUAUAACUGCCCCAACUGUGGCCACAACUUCACAGACAAUACAUGAAGGACCAAUGUAUUACCCAGCCCCUCCACUUCUCUUAAAUAGUCAGCACCUCCAAGUUUUCCCAAUAUGCCCUUUAUUUCGAUCGAAAAAGAUAUAUGUACUUUGGGUAUCCGUAAAGUAAACAGUUAUACGCCGAGUUGAUAACACUGUAAUUUGUGGGUAUUUAUUGAUUUUGGUGUUUUGCUUUUUUCCCCAACUAGUCCAUGUCCGAGUCUUUUGUCGCACAAAAUCGACUUAGUUCAGCCCCCAAUGUCCUUGCAAGAGUUGGCAUUUGAUCUGUUUGUUUAUGUUCUUUUGAAUAUUUUAUACAGUUUAGUUUUAUUCUUA